AUGACCGUCGGAAGAACAGCGACCCUCGCGGUCAACAUCACCUUCUUCAUCCUCUCCUGGCUCUCCGUAGGCCUGCGCAUCCUAGUCAGAGCCGGCAUGCUGCGAGCCUUUGGAUCCGAUGACUGGACGAUGUUGGCAACACAGGUCUUCUUCACGGGAUACUUGAUCGCACAACUCGGAGGAGUGAUAUACGGCACUGGCGAGCACCUUUCAGAUCUGAUACCUUGGCGGGCGGAGAGGGCACUUGCGUUCUGGUACUUCUGCGAAAUCUUCUACACCCUCUCGACCUGCCUUCUCAAAAUCUCCGUCGGGCUCUUUCUCCUGCGCGUCGCUGGCCAAAAAUUGCACAUCUGGAUCAUCCGGCUGGUCAUGCUCUUCGCCGCGGUCUUCGGCGGGGCUUUCUUCUUCGUCAUCGUCUUCCAAUGCUGGCCGAUAAGCAAUUGGUGGGAUCUCGACCCGAGCCAUAAGAACUGCAUCAACCCGGACAUUGUCAUUGGGUUGACGUAUGGGAUUUCGGCGCUGAAUGUUGUCGCGGACUGGACGCUUGGGUUGCUUCCUAUCUUCAUCGUUAGGGGUCUGCAGAUGUCCACGAGGCAGAAGCGUCUCGUGGCUAUCAUCCUAUCGUUUGCGGCGAUAGGGUCGACGGCGACGAUUGUACGAUUACCAUACAUUGGAUCCCUUUCCGAGAGUUUCGAUGGUUGGAAUGGAGAUUUCCUCUACAACACCGUCGGCGUAGCAAUCUGGACCACUGUCGAAGUCGGCGUGGGCAUAACAGCCGGCUGCCUCGCAACCCUCCGCCCCCUAAUCCGCAUGGCCUUCGACCGCCUCGGCGUCGGCAGCAGCAGCAACCGCAAAUACCGCCCCUCCGGCGGCCAACCGCACUCACGAAGCCGCAUGACCCCUUCCCAUCGCCUCGACGAGUUCGCGCCCGGACACGGCCAUACAAUCACGACGAUCACGGGGAAUCGCGGCGAGACAGUGGGCAAGACCAGCAGGAGUCGGAGUAGCAGCCAGGAACAGCUGGCGAGUCCGAGCGGGAAGAUCAUGAAGCAGUUUGUGGUGGAGUACGACGAUGAUGGGUUUGGAGAGGAGGCGGUCACGGCUUUGCCGAAGCGGUGA
Messenger RNA from Zasmidium cellare ATCC 36951, 1119 nucleotides. RefSeq lists its product as uncharacterized. The record is from RefSeq and is a predicted model, not a curated record. Lineage: Eukaryota; Fungi; Ascomycota; Dothideomycetes; Mycosphaerellales; Mycosphaerellaceae. Bases 1 to 1119 code for a protein of 372 amino acids. The transcript has 3 exons.